AUGACCUCAAGAGUCAAGAGUGCGACCUCAAACGGCACGCAACCUCUGGACUCGGGCUCCCAGGAGGUCACUCCACUGAAAGAGAAGUUGACGAUAGACAACCCCUUUUCGGAGGAUAUUGUCAAGUUCCAAAUGCCAAAGAAUUUUGUUCUACCUACAGCACUCAAGCCCUAUGAAGGAUUUGGAGAUCUCCGUGUUCACAUUAAAAAGUUUCAAUCCAUGAUGUUCUUUAACAGUGCCUCUGACCCUAUAUUCUGUCGGUCUUUUCCAACUUUUUUGGAUCAUGCUGUUUUAUUUUGGUUUUCUAAGAUUCCUACAGGUUCAAUAUCUUGUUUCGAGGAACUGGCAAGGUCCUUCAUUGACUAUUUUGCAGCUUCAAAGAUAUACGUACAUGGGUCCGACUACCUCAGCACUAUCAAACAAGGCCCGCAUAAAAGCUUGAAGGACUAUAUGACGACGUUUGCCAAAGCAACUAUGGAGAUCCCCGACCUCGGCCCUGAGGUACACCUACACGCACUAAAGAGUGGCCUCCGCCCUGGGAAGUUCCAGGAAACCAUCGCUGUCACCAAGCCGAAAACACUAGCAGAAUUCCGAGAAAAAGCUACAGGUCAAAUGGAGAUCGAAGAACUCCGUGAAGCUUGGCAGACGAAAAAACAGCAACCCCGUCGAGAUGAAAAAAACAACCAAGGUCACACACAAGCAAGGAGCUUAAAAAGCCUUUCAAACUGA
Molecule: messenger RNA, 729 nt
Organism: Arachis ipaensis
Lineage: Eukaryota; Viridiplantae; Streptophyta; Magnoliopsida; Fabales; Fabaceae
Source: RefSeq, a predicted model, not a curated record